UCUCUCUCUCUUAAAAUGUAAAUUGCUAAAGUUUUCCAUUAUCUCGCUAUUGUGCCGUGUUGUACCAUUAAUGUUUGUUUAGAUGACAAAAAAUCAGAAUAUUUUACAAAAACUCCAAAAUAUUUUUCCCGAAAAAACGACGUAAACAAUCGAAUAAUAUUUUAACUUGAAACUGUCCUGUUUUAACAACAGUUAACUCAAAAUAACAACUUACAAGUAAUCCCGAAAUAAACAAAACUGCGUCAUGAGAUUAUCAAAACGUUAGUAUAAAAACGAAAACGUAAACGCGAUACGUUGUACCAAGCGUAAAACAAGUUAGACAACAGACCGUGGACAACAGUAUCUCCAGUGGCGUUGGUCGGGGUGCACGGAGAGAUAUCGAAAGAAGCUCUUCUCGAGGGAAGUGAAGUGUGCAUGUUGAAUGCCGAUGAAAGAAAAAAAGGUUGAGUUUCAUGACUAUUGGAUCUUCUGCUCAACAUAGAUCAAGGAUUGCAGAGGUGUGAUAGAUGGAAAUGUACAGAAAAUAUAUUUAAAAAUUAGCUUUAGUGAAAGAAGCGAUCGAAGUGUUUUGACAUGGUUUGCUCGUGUGUAGAACGGAGGGCGAUGACUUCAUAAAAAAAAUGUAAAUCGAUAGAUGAUUUGAUGAAUUUCCCAGAAAGAGUGAGCCUCAUUAUUCAAGCAACCGCUGGAGUGCGCCAUAGACCCAGGUGAAUGGUGAUGGGAGUUCGAAUCGCUGCUGCUGAUAAAAUAUAUAAAUAAAAAUAUAGGAGAGGAAAAUGUUUGUUGACGCCUUAGUAAGGAUUGUCAGUGCCGCCGCACUUCCUCUACUGCGCAUUCUUCUUUACCUUUUGGUGAAUGAAACCGGCUACUACGGGCUCAGAGCACCUCUGACAGAGAGCUAUGAUUUCAUCGUCGUUGGUUCGGGACCCGGAGGAAGCUGUGUGGCCUCAAGGUUGUCUGAGGUAGAAGGAUGGUCCGUACUUCUGUUGGAAGCAGGACUUCCACCUCCUCCCGAUUCUGUCAUUCCAGCCCUUGCCUCCCUGAGUUUCCUCCCGGGAUAUUCGGCCGACUGGGGUUACAACUCCGUACCUCAACAACACGGACUGAAGAAUUUUGUUAACCAGGCUAGUAGGCUAACUCAAGGGAGAGUUGUCGGAGGCUCCUCAGCUAUAAACGGCCUCCAGUAUGUCCGAGGGAGUCGGCAAGAUUUCGACAACUGGGCUGCUCUGGGAAAUCCAGGCUGGGAUUUUGAGUCGGUUCUGAAAUAUUUCCACAAGGCUGAAAGGUACCGAGGGUCAGCCAAUGAUCCUGCACGGAAAUACUACGGCUCAUCCGGCCCUAUGUCUGUCAGACAGCUAGCAAAAGGGCCCAUGACUCGCGCUUUCAUUCUCGGAGGCCAAGAACUUGGAUACCCCGUCCAUGAGGAUUCGAAUGGACCGAUUCAGUUAGGGUUCUCGGUUCCAACCGUUACAAUCGGGGACGGGAUGAGAUCUUCAGCCGCCAGCGGAUACUUGAAACCUGCUUCAAAUAGACCCAAUCUACAUAUCCUCCAUAGCGCCACUGCCCACCAGAUCAUCUUUGAUGACAAUAAACGGGCAGUCGGAGUGAAAUUUGAGCACCGGGGCAAGGUGAUAAUCGUAAGGGCCAAGAGAGAGGUCAUCGUGUCAGCUGGAAGCAUUGGCUCUCCCAAGCUCCUCAUGCUUUCUGGAGUAGGUCCAAAGGAGCACCUAUACAAGCACAAGAUAAAUUUAGUGGCAGAUGUCCCAGGAGUAGGAAUGAACCUACACGACCACAUCAACGUCAUGGGUCUUAGCUGGUCUGUGAAGAGGGGUCUUAUCCCAAACCCGCUUUCUCAGCUCUCUGCAAGAACCAUCAAACAAUACGCCAAGGACAGACAAGGACCAUUGAGUGAGAUCCCAGCAGAAGUGCCAAGCUCUUGGGUCAACGUUGGGGGAGGAGUCGACCCCCUGUGGCCAGACAUUCAGAUAUUCUUCAACGCUCUCCUGGCGACCAGCGAUUACGGCAUCGUUUAUCCGUCGCUGUACAACUUGGAAAGAAAAAGAUUUUUGAAUUACCUGGGUGACCUCAUAGGCCAGGAAGGCUACUCGAUCCGCCCGGUUUUGGUUCGACCCAAAAGCCGAGGGACGAUCCGGCUCAGAUCCAACAACCCUCGAGACGCUCCUUUGAUCGAUCCGAAUUAUUUGAGCCAUCCAGACGAUGUGCGGACGUUGGUGAAAGGUGUCAAAUUAUCGGUAGCUCUCGGAAACACUACUACUUUCGCCAAAAAUUAUUAUCCGAAAUUCUACGACAAGCCUCUUCCCGAGUGCGCCAACUUCAGAUUUGCCAGCGAUGAUUACUGGGCGUGUUACGUGCGUCACAUGGGAACUUCUUUUCUUCAUCUGGCAGGUUCUUGUAAAAUGGCCCCUCCCACUGACCCAUUCGGUGUCGUUGACCAUAACCUUAGGGUUCGAGGCGUAUCUGGUCUCCGCGUAGUGGACGCCUCCGUAAUGCCACAAGCCACCUCUGGGAACACUGGCGCUCCGACUUACAUGAUAGGAGAAAAAGCAGCCGAUGCCAUAAAAGCAGAAUGGGGUUCCCGAGUAUAGCAUCGAACAGAAGAAUAGUCUGUGUUUUUGUUCCGUAGUUUUCUUAAUAAAUGUUUGGAAGUUA
Macrobrachium nipponense is the source of this 2670-nucleotide messenger RNA. RefSeq names its product glucose dehydrogenase [FAD, quinone]-like. NCBI's taxonomy places the organism in Eukaryota, Metazoa, Arthropoda, Malacostraca, Decapoda, Palaemonidae. The record is from RefSeq and is a predicted model, not a curated record. The coding region runs from base 777 to 2606 and encodes 609 amino acids. Gene Ontology annotation, molecular function: flavin adenine dinucleotide binding; oxidoreductase activity, acting on CH-OH group of donors. The transcript is spliced from 14 exons.